Molecule: messenger RNA, 582 nt
Organism: Entamoeba invadens IP1
Lineage: Eukaryota; Evosea; Mastigamoebida; Endamoebidae
Exons: 1
Coding region: 1-582 (193 amino acids)
Source: RefSeq, a predicted model, not a curated record
AUGAGAAACUUAAUCGAAAUUAUAUCACCACAUGAAACACUUGAAAUGGAAGACUUUACAUUAUGGGCUUGUAAUAUGUUGAGUGUACACCCAAAAUUUAUACCAACAAAAUAUGCUUGGUAUAUAGACAAAUACCUCCUUUCUUUUUGUAAUAUUAAAACCGUUUUUGUCUCACCAAAAGUGGAAACUUUACCAACCAAAUGUUUUUGUGAUGCAACAAAAAUUAUUAGCAUCACUAUACCAUCAAAUGUCGGUUUUGUGGAAAAUCAUUGUUUUUGUGGGUGUACAAACUUGGAAGAAAUCAACUUUGGAAAAAACACGUGUUUUGAUAAAUGGGUCACUUUUGCAAAUUUGUUUUCUCUUACUAAAAUUAGUUUACCAACAACUCUCACCAAAAUUAAAAAAUUUAUGUUUAAGAACUGUUGGAGAUUGAAAAAUAUCGAUAUUCAAAAGAAUAUUGUCAAAAUUGGAGAUUUUGCUUUUCAAAAUUGUAAGUUUUUGACACAAGUAAAAAUUCCAGAAAACGUGAGUUAUAUUGGUAUUGGAUGUUUCAAAGGAUGCAUAAGUUUGCAUAUUUUUUAA